AUGCGCAGCACUGCAGCCUCAGUUACUCUCAACUCUGCAACAGAGAUUCCACUCUUGGGUCUGGAGUACAAGCUGCAGGGCCAUGAACAGUUGUACCAGUCCCUUAGCACUGCCGCAGUGUAUGAAAAUGAAAGUCACCUAUGGCAGGUCAUCUGGGACCUGCUGCCCCAGCGUGGCCUCUCGUGUGUGGAUGUGUUCCUCAUCAGCAAGCUUGGACCAGAAGACUAGGGUCCUGGGGCCAGAGAGGGCUGUUUGAGGAGCCUGGAACAGUUGGCUUGUGAAUACAUAAACCUUUAUCUGGUGCACUGGUCUUGGACUGCGGGCUUAGGGCCAAGGGAUACACUUUACUCGCAGCAUCAAGCACAGAGCUGGACUGUCUUGGAGGAGUUUUUUGCUAAUGGACAGUUUAAGGCCAGAGGAAUCUCCAACUAUACUGCAAGGCACCUCUGGGAGCUGCUUAGGAGUUGCUGUGUUCCUCCAGCAGUCCUGCAGAUGGAGUGUCAUCCUAAACUUGUUCAAAGGGAACUGAAAAAUAUAUGCAAAGAGAACGGCACAGUCCUGCAGGAGCCGGGGAUGACAGAUGUGGCUGCAGGCUGUGGCCGCAGCCCAGCCCAGGUGCUUCUGAGGUGGGUGGUUCAGCAAGGCAUCUCUGUUCUGCCCCGUUCCUCACAGCUACCAAGGGCACAGGAGAAUGCCAGUGUCUCUGACUUUGAGCUUAGUGAACAAGAAACGAAGAAACUAGGGACCCUGAACAGUAAAUCAAGGUGUUGUGGGAGAGAUUCGACCAGUAUUGCUUAG
This is a messenger RNA of Electrophorus electricus (electric eel), 798 nucleotides long. RefSeq names its product putative oxidoreductase YtbE. The record is from RefSeq and is a predicted model, not a curated record. NCBI's taxonomy places the organism in Eukaryota, Metazoa, Chordata, Actinopteri, Gymnotiformes, Gymnotidae.